This is a messenger RNA of Misgurnus anguillicaudatus (oriental weatherfish), 2768 nucleotides long. RefSeq names its product TAR DNA binding protein a (gene tardbpa). Gene Ontology annotation, molecular function: RNA binding. The record is from RefSeq and is a predicted model, not a curated record. Gene Ontology annotation, biological process: regulation of gene expression. NCBI's taxonomy places the organism in Eukaryota, Metazoa, Chordata, Actinopteri, Cypriniformes, Cobitidae. Gene Ontology annotation, cellular component: chromatin; nucleoplasm.
UAUCAGAAGUUUGGGGGGUUGAAAAACAAUCGGACGCGUUUGGGUGUACGUUUUCUUUAAUUUAUUACUUUAAAUAAGUGAUAUUAAUAGCAACGAGUGACUCGUCAUGUACAUUCGGUGAGCAGUUAUUCAGAUCAAGUUGCAAUCGCCGUGAACGAGCGUGCGACGUCUCCUGCCAUUCAUUUAUCAAGCGCGCGCUGUUAGCAACUAGCCUAGCGUAGCUAAUGCCACAAUAGUCGCGUGUAAACAACAGAUACAGGUAUUUGAUACCAAAGAAAUUGUAGUUAAGACCAGCUCUUGUUUACGUUGCAUUUAGUCAGUUUGGUUGAAUAGUUACUGAUAGUCGUGUUGUAGCUGCAUUAGCUGUUAGCCCGACACGCGCGUACGCUAUAAUCAUGACCGAGUGUUACAUUCGCGUGGCGGAGGAUGAAAGUGAGGAGCCCAUGGAGAUCCCGUCUGAGGAAGAUGGCACUGUGCUGUUGUCCACCGUCGCCGCACAGUUUCCCGGUGCCUGUGGCCUUCGGUACCGGAGCCCGGUGUCUCAGUGUAUGAGAGGAGUCCGAUUGGUGGAGGGCGUUCUGCACGCGCCCGAAGCAGACUGGGGAAACCUGGUGUACGUGGUCAACUAUCCUAAAGAUAAUAAGAGGAAGAUGGAUGAAAUGGAUGCUGCAUCUGCUGUCAAGAUCAAAAGAGGCGUGCAGAAGACAUCAGACCUGAUCGUUCUGGGUUUGCCAUGGAAAACGACUGAGCAAGAUCUUAAAGAUUACUUCAGUACUUUUGGAGAGGUUAUCAUGGUGCAGGUGAAAAGAGAUGCAAAAACGGGAAAUUCUAAAGGAUUUGGCUUUGUAAGAUUUACAGACUAUGAAACACAAGCAAAAGUCAUGACCCAGCGGCAUAUGAUCGAUGGAAGAUGGUGUGACUGUAAACUUCCCAACUCAAAGUAUUUCCUGGAACAGGCUGGGCCAGAUGAGCCUAUGAGAAGCCGGAAAGUGUUUGUGGGCCGCUGCACCGAGGACAUGUCUGCCGAUGAGCUUAGGCAGUUUUUCAUGCAAUACGGCGAAGUCACAGACGUAUUCAUUCCCAAACCUUUCCGAGCUUUCGCCUUCGUUACCUUUGCCGACGAUCAGGUUGCCCAGUCCUUGUGUGGUGAGGACCUGAUCAUUAAAGGAACCAGUGUGCACAUCUCCAACGCUGAGCCUAAGCACAAUAAUAGUAGGCAAAUGAUGGAUCGUGGGAGGUUUGGGGGGUUCGGGGGACAGGGCUUCAGCAGUAAUCGCAGUCCCAACAGCAAUGUGAAUUUUGGGGCGCUUAGCCUGAAUCCAGCCAUGAUGGCAGCCGCUCAGGCAGCCCUUCAGAGUAGCUGGGGCAUGAUGGGAAUGCUUGCAGGUCAACAGAAUCAGACGGGCGCCUCUGGCUCCACCCCUAGCGGGCAGAACAGCGGUGGUAGAGAUCAGAACCCGGGUUACAACGCGAGCAGCAAUAACUACAGCACCAACAGCUCAGCUAGUCUGGGGUGGGGGGCGGGUACCAAUUCGGCCUCGAGCGGUGGGUUCAACUCCGGCUUUGGAUCUAGUAUGGAGACAAAGUCGAGCUGGGGAAUGUAGAGAGAUUUGAGUUGGGUGUCCUUGAUAAAUAGAUAAUAUGGUAAGUAUUUUGACAGAGGAAAGUUUAGUAAGACUAAGUUAUGUCCCGAAAAUGUUUGCCUUUCAUUUUGUGAAUGUUCAUAUAUGUUAUGAUUGCUCUUUAAGAUAAUUUAGACUUGUUAGGAGUGAUACAAACACUAUCAUUGUUUUUCUAAUGGAUAUAAUUUAUUUUGUGCAAGGCAUUAUUAUUAUUAUUAUUAUUUCGAAAUGCCUACAUAUCUGAAAGAUUCACGAGCGUCUCGUGCCAUUUCAGUGCCGGUACGUUUUAAAGAUGCUCCAGUUGAAAAGAGAUUUGAGUUGUUUUUUUUUGCUCAAAAGUUUUUUAUGGUCAAGCCUUCAUCAAUCUCUUCUACAGUUCAUCACCUCUUUUCCAAUUUCCCGGGACGAAGCCCUUCGUUGGCCGCAAUGUUCGAGCGAUCUCAGUAUCAGUACCCCUCCUCCCAUGUGUAAAUGCUUUGCCAUCAAAGAGCACAGCUUCACUCUGCAUAUACUGUGUUAGACGGUGGGUGUCGUUUUUUCCUCCCCUUUUCAUGGAUGAAAUCUGUCCGCUUUUUGAGAGCUGAGUGAUAUGGUGAUGGAUUGUUGGUGGGCCCAGAAUGAGAGACUGAAUGAGCAAACAGUCUGAGAGAGAGAGAGAGAACUUGGAUCUGCGAGACUGUGAGAACUUGAACUUGCGUGAACGAGUGUGAACGAAGGCAUCGAGUGUUUUCUGUAUACGGUCAUCACAAGGACAUUCAUUCACAUUUCUUCCGUCCCUAUUGUUCUGUCUUUCUUCCUCCUUUUCUUAUUUUGCAAUCAUAUAUAAUAGAGGUGCAUUAAAACAAAAUAGCUAUGUAGUGUAAUCUUUAAGUAUUUGUGUUCUUGCUAUAUAAGUUGACGUGAAUGCUGUGUAUGGUGUGUAUAUUGCUGUUAUUGAACCUGUACGUGUGAUGGUGAUGAUGUGAUGCUGUUUGUGGGCGGGGCUCUGGAAGUGGGCGGUGAAUGAGGGCGAGCGUGAGCUCUGAGUGGGGUGAUGUAUUGAUGAUGAAUGCCUACAGAAGAGGUUGCUUUUGUUGUGUUUUGAAUGCCUUUUAUAUGUUUUGUGAAUUAAAGGGAACUCGAAUAAAAAAAUAAUUUGACUAGUUA